AUGUGGCAAAAUCGGCGCGAGGCCGCUCGUUUAUUGCAUAGAGAUGAAAUGAACUCGUUGUCGGUGCCGAACAGUGAGCUAUCCGCCUCGCAAAUCGAGCUGAGAUCACUCGGCCAUCAGGGCGAUGGAUUAGAGGAAAAAGAUGGGAUCAUACCGGAUGAAAUUGAAGAGAAAAAAUACGAGCAACAAGACGCCACCGUCCAAGAGGCGCUCCGUUUAGAGUGGGACAAGCGCUGCUACUUUCGCGAUGGGAAAAGACAGAUCGAUUACGUUUUGGCGUAUGAAGAGGAUGAGAGUGAUUUGGUGCGACCACCGGAGACUGUUGACGAGAGCUCUGAUGAAGAAAGUGAACAGGGGAAUUCAGCGAGAAGAAAAAAUACAUUGGCCAUUAUUGGACAACAAAUCUCGAAAACGUCGAGCGUUUUUAAAUCGCGGCGAACGCAAAAAACGCGAAUGAUUGCUCGGAAAAAGGAUGAACGCCGAAAGAAAUAUUUGCACAAUUUGCAAAUGAUGGGAUUGGAUUUGGAGAUGUGCACGGGAGAGCUUGGCAACACAAAGUACGUGCUCGUGCACGCACCCUUUGAGCUCCUCGAGAAGCAGGCGCAGCUGUUGACAGUGAAAUUGCCCGUGAAGAGAAGCGACGUGGAAAUGGAGGAAAGAAAUAUUCUUCCUGGAGUCGUCGAUCGUUGGCUAAAUCGAAUGAAAAUUUUUGAGUUUGAUGAACACACGAAUCAACUACUAAAUGAACCCGACUAUUUCACCUCGCCAUAUUCAUCGGAUCGAAGGCAACAUUUCGUCAACUGGGAUCGCCCGGAUUUGUUGUUUCCGAACGCUGAGCGAUGUCGGAUGGUCUACGAUUUGUUGAUUCGAGCGAGAUACGAUUCGGGCAUCACUGAGGAGCACCCGCUCACCAGCGAACCACAUUACCGAGUGGGAAUCGAGCGCUUGUUAGCUAGUGGCACGUUCAGCGCUGCUUAUCCACUGCAUCAGGAAAUGCGCAACAAAGCCGAGCGCCGAGACACAGACCUCACACAACGCGAGCUACUUUAUGCGAAAUGGGCAAGCUUUCGGAAUUUCUUCAAAUAUCAACCACUGGAUCUGAUCAAGCGUUACUUCGGCACGAAAGUCGGCUUGUACUUUGCGUGGCUUGGGUACUACACGAGAGCCUUGUAUCCGGCGUCGUUGAUCGGGAUUGUCGCCUUGUUGUUCGGAUGGUAUCAUUUGAGUCGAGAUAUUGUCAGCAAUGAUAUCUGCGAUGAGGAUGGCUUCGGAGGCUCGGAGUGGGUCUGUCCGCAUUGUGUCUCCCACGGGUGCAACUUCGCUCGCCUCAAAGGCAGUUGUUUGUAUGCUAAAGCCUCCUACCUAUUCGACAACACGUCCACCGUAAUCUUCGCCGUUUGCAUGACCGUCUGGGCGACUCUUUUUCUGGAGGGCUGGAAGCGAUACCACGCGGAAGUGGCCUGGAAAUGGGGAUUGAUGGAUUUCGUGGUGGAGGAGGAACGCGCCCGUCCCGAAUUUCAGCUGCAAGUGAAAACGAAACGCUUCAAUCCGAUCACGCAAAAGGACGAGCCCUAUCUGACGUUUCAGAAGAAAUUCAAAAAUUUCAUUGGCAGCGGCGCGACAGUGCUCUUUUUUAUCUGUCUCGUGCUGGCCGUCGUCUUCGGCAUGGUGGUUUACCGUGUGAUCGCCUAUCAACUCCUCAACUCCCAGGAUCAGCCACUCGUCGAUCAGAUCUCGUUCUUGCUCGUCUCGAUCACCGCCGCCACCCUAAACAUGUUCGUCAUUCUGCCGAUGAAUACGUUUUACAAUCGCUUGGCGCACUGGUUGACACGAUGGGAAUGUCCGCGGACACAAGCCGAAUUCGAUAAUCAGUACACGUUCAAAGUUUUCCUCUUCCAAUUCGUCAAUUACUAUUCCUCUCUCUUCUACAUUGCUUUUUUUAAAGGAGCUUUCACUGAGAACCCGAAACGAGCGUAUUAUGGGAUCACGUUGGAGGGUUGUGACUCGGCGGGUUGUUUCGCUGAAUUAGUCAUCCAAUUGGUAAUCAUCAUGUGCGGAAAGCAGUUCUUCUCGGCUUUCAUGGAGACUUUAUAUCCUUACAUAAUGGGCAAAAUUCGUCAGUACAAGUUCAUCGUGAAAAACGACGCCGAAUCGCGGAAAGAACAAAAGAAAAAAAUGGCCGCGAAGAGCCAUGUGAGCAGAAACAAUCGUUACGGGAGUAGUCGUCGUUCGUGGCGUCGCUAUUCGUCGAUAAAAUACGCGAUUCAGCAUAGAUUAUCGCGAUGGGAAACCGAUUAUUAUUUGAGCCCAGUGCACGAUCAAUUUCUCUUCGACGAAUACCUCGAAAUGGUGCUGCAAUUCGGCUUUGUCACUCUUUUUGUGGCGGCAUUCCCGUUGGCUCCUCUGUUCGCUUUAUUCAAUAAUAUAAUGGAGAUUCGACUUGACGCAAAAAAGUUCCUCCUCCACGCUCAACGCCCACUCCCAGCGAUGGCAAAGAAUAUUGGUGUCUGGUUGCCAAUCCUCGAUGGAAUCAGUAAAUGCUCUGUGAUUAUCAACGCAUUAGUAAUCGCUUUCACGUCGGAUUUCGUCCCAAGAACUUAUUAUUUCUUCACACAUGAUUAUGAUAUGUCUGGUUACGCAAACUUUUCCCUCUCUUAUUUUGAUAUCAAGGAUUUCCGAGAGCAUACAAUGGGACGAUACUAUGCUGAGAGACAAAAUGUAUCCAUGUGCAGAUACCGUGGCUACUUCCGUUUCCCUUGCGCAAACCUAAACGACACUUCUUUCCACGAGGGUGAGCCGUGCAGUCAUGACUACGAGCGGAGUCAAGUCUGGUGGCAUAUCUUCGCCUAUCGAUUGCUUUUCAUUGUCAUUUUUGAGCACUUGGUCUUCGUGUUGAAGAGCGCGAUCGCUUUCGCCAUUCCGGACAUCCCUGAGAAGAUCUUCAUCCAACAACAGAGAGAGAAAUACCUUGCUAGAGAGGCGCUUAUCGCUCAAGGAGUCGCGCCAGGCAUCGCACAAAAGAUGGAGCGUCGCGUGAGCGUUUGUGGUUUCGACUCUGAGAGCACCGCCUAUCAACCGGGAUCGGAAUUUGGGGCAGCUGGAGGAGAUUCUGUCGGAUCCACGGUCAGGACAGUCAUCCCGAAUCUCAAUCACAAUACGGGCAUCCGUUUUCAAUAUCCGUCAAGGUCCACUGAAAAUCCGAAUCAAAAACUCGAAAUUUCGAUAAAUUCCCUCCACACCGCCCCUUCAGACGAUUCUUUCAUCACAGCCAUUCAAUAUGAUAGCAGUUUGGAUCUGCGACCUUCAACUCGAUCGAUUGCCGAAAUGCAGCAACCGAAAACGACAAUCGCGUCGAUCGUCUCGUUGUGGGAACACUCGCGUCCGCUGUUCACGAUCCUCGUCUUGGUGGUGGGGGUCGUCGGGGGGUUGACCUUAGUGAUCACCGUCGUCUACUUCUACAGGUUCUGCUUGAAAAAGCGGCCGCCGCUUACCACAACGUGCAGGCCGGAGCAGAAGCGAGACGCGGUCCGAUCCGAGGCCUCGACCGCCUGCCGACCCCUUCCGCUGCCCAUCAAGAAUGGUCUUUACCAGACUCAACCGACGAUCGCUCGGCUCGUCCAGCUGGAUGGCACGAGAAUCCCUCAAGCAGUUAUUCAAAAAUCGAUGGAUCGACCGAUUUUGGCGCAACGAGAUUCGGAUCGAUCUCAGAAUUUGCCACUUUUAACAUAUACAAGCGAAAAUCUUCACCAUGGUGCUGGCGCCGAGUACGACAAUGAAGCUCACGCACGAGGAUCGCUGCGCUCCUCGGCCGAGCUUCUACCGCCCGAGGACCUGGAUUUGCGUCGUCCAUCCGUCGAUGGGCCAAAACGCCGCCAGUUGCCGAGCAUCGAGCAUUUGGAGGUUUGU
Mesorhabditis belari is the source of this 3906-nucleotide messenger RNA. NCBI's taxonomy places the organism in Eukaryota, Metazoa, Nematoda, Chromadorea, Rhabditida, Rhabditidae. The record is from the annotation of a GenBank genome assembly.